Molecule: messenger RNA, 4686 nt
Organism: Anarrhichthys ocellatus (wolf-eel)
Lineage: Eukaryota; Metazoa; Chordata; Actinopteri; Perciformes; Anarhichadidae
Product: ADAMTS-like protein 2
Exons: 20
Coding region: 47-2998 (983 amino acids)
Biological process (GO): extracellular matrix organization; proteolysis
Cellular component (GO): extracellular matrix
Molecular function (GO): metalloendopeptidase activity
Source: RefSeq, a predicted model, not a curated record
GGGUGAGGAGGGGUGAGGAGGUUAGAGCCCGGGACAUGAAUGAACCAUGUUCGGUAACGGAGGCUUAGCUCUCCCGGUUUGCUCUUUUCUCCUACUACACAUCCCGGUUCUCCCGCUAACGAACAACCGGCCCGUUAAGGACAGAAGUGAAGGGAGGUUGGAGCAGCGUAACAUCCGUGUACAAUCACACAGCUCUGGAGGUCAGAAUGUCAGACAGACAAGCAACAAGGAGGUGUUUCAGUGGUGGGGAGAGUGGUCCAGUUGGUCCUCUUGUUCCAGGAGUUGUGGAGGAGGAGUGAGGAGUCAGGAGAGACACUGUCUGAUACAGAGGCUGUCCACAACCCAGAAUGUAAACAGUUCAUAUUGUGUUGGCUCUCCGAAACAGUACCAGCUCUGUCCAAACCAGCCCUGUCCCAGCCCCACUGUGAGCUUCAAACAGCACCAGUGUUCCCAGUUCAAUUCUAAAGCCUUUGGAAGAAGAUACUACCAGUGGAUACCUCUUUACCCUGCUGAUUACAUCAGCAUCUCCAAUAAGCCAUGUGACCUGCAGUGCACAACCAUCAGUGGUGAGAGACAGCUGCUAGUCCCCGCCCACGAUGGUACAUUCUGCCACGAUGCCAAAUACCAUGGAGUCUGUAUAGAGGGAAUAUGUCAGCCUGUAGGUUGUGAUGGGGAGCUGUACGGCAGUAAGACGGUAGACAGAUGUGGAGUAUGUGGAGGCAACGGGACGUCUUGCCAGCGCAUCUCUGGAUCAUACAGGAAGGCACUCACACAGUUAGGUUAUGUGUUAAUCACCAACAUCCCAGCUGGAGCUUCAGACAUUCAGAUCAUAGAAAGACAUAAGACUGAGAACAUCCUGGCCCUGUCAGAUGAAGCUGGUCAUUUCUUCUUCAACGGAAACACUGUGUUUGACAAUCCACAAAACUUCCAUGUGGCAGGAACAGUGAUUAAAUACCGACGUCCAAGCAACGUAUUCUCUGAUGGGCUGGAGUAUAUCAUUGCCCAGGGACCAACACUUCAGGGCCUGAAUGCUAUGUACUACAACCUGAAUGGGAAGCUCCCCCACAUCACCUACGAAUACACGAUCCAUCGCACAUCUCAUGACAUCACUACUGCUGAAGACAUCACAGCAGGCCCCUCCCAUCUCAACCUCACCUAUAACGAGGUAGAUGAGGAUGUCGGAGGGGAUCAGCUUAGAGCGACCAAUGGGACAUCUGUCCAUCACUACAACAGCCAGCUGGGAGCUGAUGACCAAUCAGAUGUCCAGCUGCAGGAAGAAGAAGAGGAGGAAGUCAUUUGGGCCAUCAGGACACCCAGCCCCCUGCCGCCGGCAGACAUGUUGGUCUACAGGCCGGCGGAUGUCACCAGUCAUGUAUUCAGCCAUAACGAUGUCGAGCGAGGACCUCCAGUACCGGCCGGCUACCGAAGUUCCUCUAACUCCGUUGACGAGCCAUCCACUGCUGAUGACAACACUGUGCUUGGUGGUCAGAGUGCCCUGCUACUGGAGGACCUGCAUUACAACCACACACACUCCCUCACAAACACACACUCUAUGGAAAGGACAUUCGCUGAUCCACAUCCACCAGCACAAACACGCGUGCAAACGUUGUCUGACACAGACACAGAAACACGGUUGGAAAUGCUCACAGUUACUGACACACAUUCUGUUACACACACAGACACACACACUGCCAUCUUGGUACAGCUGCAACAGGUGCCUGCAGUCCAGGCAGCCAACACAGAGAGUAAUGACUUUGACGUGGGUCUGGACCCAGACAUUAGUCUGGCAGACAUGUAUCGCUGGAAGGUUUCUGCUUAUGCUCCCUGCAGCUCGACGUGUACAACAGGUAUCACCACUAGCUACGCCCUUUGUGUUCGAUACGAAGGCACUGAAGUCGAUGACAGUUACUGUGACUCUCUGACCAGACCUGAGCCCACACAUGAGUUCUGCACUGGGAAGGAGUGUCCUCCAAGAUGGGAGACCAGUGGUUGGAGUGAGUGCUCUCGGACCUGUGCAGAGGGUGUUCAGUAUCGUACUGUGCGCUGCUGGAAGAUGCUGUCGCCCGGCCUCGACUCAUCCGUCUACGAUUCACUUUGUCUGUCACAUGAUCUUCACAAACCAGCCAAUAGAAAGGUUUGCCUUGGCCAGAGCUGCGGACCCCAGUGGGAGGUGUCUGAGUGGUCCGAGUGCUCGGCCCGUUGUGGCUCCCGGGGUUUCCGCACUCGGGAGGUCCGUUGUUCCAUGGAAAUGAGACUAUGUAACAAGUCUUCUCAGCCAAUAGAAAGUCAGGAAUGUGAAGGCCCGCCCUGUGACAGAAGAUGGACAGUUUCUGACUGGGGACCUUGCUCCGGUGUGUGUGGAGAGGGAAGGAUGGUCCGUGCAGUGACCUGUCGAUCAUCAGGAGGGUUAGUGAUGUCAGAGGAACAAUGUGACCAGCUGCUGCGCCCGCUGGCCAUCUAUCCCUGUGGGGACAGAGAUUGCACCCCCCACUGGGUGGAACAGGAAUGGCAGCAGUGUAAUGCUACAUGCGGGCGCGGGGUGCGUCACCGUCAGGUGGUGUGUGUUGGGCUGGAAGGUGGUGUGUUCAAAGAGUUUCCAGACAGCAGUUGUGACCAAACCAACAAACCAGAGACCAGCUCCUCCUGCUUUCAGAGACCCUGCUCCAAAUGGUUCACCACAUCCUGGUCUCAGUGCAGUAAGACCUGUGGGAGUGGCAUCCAGGUUCGUGAAGUGAAGUGUUACCAGGGGGAGGAGCUGGUAACCAGGGGCCACAGCUGCAACUCUGCCCUCAGGCCAGAAGCCCGACAGAGCUGUGAGAUCCAGAGCUGUGUGACGGAAGCACCAGCAGCAGCCCCAGCAGCAUCAGUGGUAGUGGUAGAAGACUCGUGCCAAGACAAACCAACAGCCAACUGUGCCCUGGUCCUAAAGGUGAAACUGUGUUCCCACUGGUACUACAGAAAGGCCUGCUGCCAGUCCUGUAAGGCACCCAGACCCUGAAGUCAUUACUGUAACCUCUCAGCUCAACCACUGGUACCAAAGGUCCCAUUACAUUCGUAUUGGUGCUACACAAAAGCCUGCUGCUAGCAAUGUAACUCUUCCUCCACUGAUGUCAAAGGUCAACCUGUGGUCAAUGUUAUACCUUUAAUCUUGUUCCCUCGCACAGAGAUUUUCUUUUGAAAGUAAAUCUGUUUUUGUACGUUGUAGUAGUACCAUCACUAUCAAAGAUAACCAAUCACAAGGAUAGUUCCUGGGGUAAAAACCCACCCACCUCUGUGUCCAUCACAGCAUGUAACUCCAAUUCCAUUUUCAAAGUGAUGCCACCUAAAGGGAAUGUCUGUAGUCUAUCCAUUCGCUCACUUCUUAAAGGCACAGUACGGAUAUUUUCUACUGGGAUGGUAUCAGGUACUCUUCCAUAGUUCCAUAGUCAGUGUGUUGGCUGUAGUAGCAGCACGAAGCAAAGCAUGUACUUCUGUGGAUGGGGGCAGCAGCAAAUGAUGUAUUUUAGCCACCUAGACAAAUCCAUGUCGGUUUAAGUGUACGCUAUAUUUAGAAUAUUUCCACUGGGUUACCUUGCCUUGAGACAACUAAAGAAUACAUGUUUACAACGGGGACCUGAAGCCGUUAACUUUGCCAAAGCCACCAGACUAUUGAAAACUGGAAUUACCGCCUCGCAAUCUUAUGACAUUUUGCAGUGUACAUCCACGUCUAUCCAAAAUGUCGUCACAUGAACCAAAUUUUAUCCUGGGUUUGUGUGAAAUUGUCUUAAUUAUCACAUGAAUUCUUGGGUUAUGGCCAUAAAUGUGUUUUGUGAGGUCGGAGUGACCUUUGGGCAUCAAACUCUAAUCAGUGAGUCCUUGAGUCCAGAGACAGAAGGACAGACAACCCAAAAACAUAACUCCAAAAGAAUCUCAACCAUCCCAUUAAUGUUCCACUGAAGCCAGUUCAUCUGAGAGCACAUGGUAGCUUUGUUGUUACUGUGGCAACAGACUGGACUAGGGACAAAAAUGCAGCUGAGCCACUUCAGACCUGGUCCAGUCCUGCUAUGCAUAUACAGCCCAGUAGUAUUACUGGUGCCAUGCUGAUAUGUAACCAUGCUCUUUUUUCGGCUACUUAAAAAUAUGCAAUGUAACAGAGUUACUCCCAGCUUUACUGUUGCUCCUUUCUCAACACAGUAGCAACAAAGCCUGCUGCGUCUCCAUUGUGACCUCCUGAUCCCCGUCAUGGCUCCAUGUUGCCUACACCUCCUCACAGAGCUUCCUUUAGGAGACACACAAAUCCAAUCCUCAUGCAACUUCACAUCACAUCACAUAUGCAUAUGCACCUAGAAACACUUCAAUGUGGAAAAAAGACCAAAAAAUUAUACAAAUUUCUGAUGCUGCUGUAGACAUGUCAGAUGUGACACUCAACAAGGGACUCAAUGAAAGUUCAUCACUGGAGAUGCUGUCCUGAGAACAGACACGACACAACCCACCAACAAGUGUGGCCAAACUCUCAUCUAUCAGACGCGCUGCAUACACUUAAGUGUUGUUUACCUGUUGUUACUGUCGUCACAGAGCUGCUGUUCUUCUUCUUCCUGCUUACUGUAUCUCACAUAAAGAAUAAAAGACCCGCUGUGUUUGACAAGCAUCUGUGUCUGACUUGUGAUUGCUGCUCGUCUUGGUGACACUUCAGCUGAUCAUUUAAAG